AUGUGCGGACUGACGGCGUUCUUGGCUCUGAAUGGAGUCGCUCAUGAUGAGAACACCACUGUGUCAUCCCAGAGGCUAGCAUCUCAGAUAAACGACAGUCUAGACUUGGUCAAGCAUAGAGGUCCUGAUGCGCGUGGCCAGUGGAUCAGCCCUGACACACGAGUUGGUUUUGGGCAUGUACGCCUUUCGAUCAUAGAUCUUAGCCCAGCCGGAAACCAACCUUUUCAUAAUAAAGAUAAUACUAUUCAAGCCGUCAUUAAUGGAGAGCUUUAUGACCACGAGCGGAUCCGAAGUGAGCUGGCUAACGAAUAUGAAUUUGUUAGCAAGAGUGACUGUGAGAUUGUCAUUGCCCUAUACCACCGUUAUGGACUGUCGUUCGUCUCUCACUUGAGAGGAGAAUUCGCUUUGGUACUUUGGGAUGCGAAACACAACCGGUUUAUAGCCGCGCGAGACAGAUAUGGCAUCAAGUCGCUCUACUAUACCAUUAUCGAUGGAAGGCUUCACGUUGCGACUGAGAUGAAAUCUUUUUUGCCAUUUGGAUGGGCCCCUGAGUGGGAUAUUGCCAAUCUUAGAGGGGUGGGAUGGAUGCAUGGGGCGGAUAUGUACUUCAAGGGAGUGCACCGGAUUGAACCUGGUCAAAUGCUCGUGAGUGACAAAUUCCAGCCAUUCGCGUUGCAGACAUACUGGGAUUUAGAGUAUCCUGACAAGAGGCUUGUCUAUGCAGGCACCGAAGCUGAGGCAAUCGCUCGCGUGCGAGAAUUGCUGCUCGAUUCGGUGCGGCUUCGCCUUCGCGCUGAUGUGGGUGUUGGUGUCUUCCUGAGCGGCGGGCUGGAUUCCUCUGCAGUUGCAGGCAUGAUAGCGCAUUUGAUGAAGCAAGGAACAAGACUUGGAAAUGAAAUGACCGGUGACACCUCAAGGCUAAGCUGCUUCACGGUGCAGUUUGAGAAAGAGUCGGGGAUCGAUGAAUCCGAGAUUGCCCGGCGGACUGCAGAGUGGCUUGGAGUUGAUUUCCACGCAGUGUUGCUGGACGAAGAGACCAUCGCGUCUCGACUGGAGGACACAAUCUGGUACACGGAAACGCCGCUCCCUGACGUGGACGGGAUGGGUCGACUGGCCGUUGCAGAAGCCGCUCACAACGCAGGCAAAAGAGUUGUUCUCACAGGGGAAGGAUCAGACGAGCAUUUUGCAGGAUACAGUGAUCUGAUGUGGAGCUAUUUGAGUGAGCCAGACCACGCAUGGCCCGCAUCUCUAGCCGUCAACGGCAGCCGAGAAGAGAUGGAGGCUACCGUCAAUCGAAGAAUGGCACAAGCGGUAGCAAAGGUGACCGUCAAGUCAGGGAAUGAGCAUAGUCUCAGCCACACCUCUAUAUUCCCAACACUUGCUUGGUUCAAUCAACUACCAUUUCAGUCAUGGACAGAGAAAUACACCCAAGGCGACCCAGAAUUGUCCUUUUUCCGAAGCUUUUGUGAGAAGGUCAUCAACAACAUGGAACAGAAAUGGCACUCGCUAAAUUCCUCUCAAUACCAGUGGACCAAGUCAAUGCUAGCUAACGGCAUUCUCCGUUAUAUUGGUGACAAUAUAGACAUGGUAUUUCAGGUGGAGACGCGGCCACCGUUUCUCGAUCAUCACCUCACAGAAUAUGUGAAUACUAUACCGCCAAGUCUAAAGAUAAGAUAUGACCCAGUGAGAAAGAUCUUUCGUGAAAAACAUGUUCUUCGCGAAGCCAUGAGACCUUUCAUCACCGAAGAGGUUUCGAAUCGCGUGAAGCAACCAUAUCUUGGUCCAACUAAAUACAAGGAGAAUGGUCCAGUGUAUCACACUAUGAAGCGGUUACUUACAGAGACCAAUGUUCAGAACCUGGGCUUUGCUGACUGGGGCAAGGUCCAGUACACCUUCACACGCGCAUUUCAUGAUGAUGACCCAAAUGCUUUUAGAAGUACUCUCUUUGUGGCUCAACUUGUGGUACUAGCCCAAAGAUUUGGAGUGAAGCCGGCACGCGCGAUUUAG
This is a messenger RNA of Aspergillus japonicus CBS 114.51, 2007 nucleotides long. Its product is annotated as asparagine synthetase B family protein. Gene Ontology annotation, molecular function: asparagine synthase (glutamine-hydrolyzing) activity. The record is from RefSeq and is a predicted model, not a curated record. The transcript has 5 exons. Bases 1 to 2007 code for a protein of 668 amino acids. Lineage: Eukaryota; Fungi; Ascomycota; Eurotiomycetes; Eurotiales; Aspergillaceae. Gene Ontology annotation, cellular component: cytosol.